AUGAGGAAGUUUACCUCUGGGUUGUGCCAUGCAUUGAUCUUGGAGAGCAAGGUUGCUUUUUUGAUAAAGGAUAUGAACAUCUCUACACUUGUGGUGUAUGCACAACAAAUGGAAGAGGAAAAAAAGAAGAAAGCAAAGAUAAGUGAAAGGAAGAAUAAAAAGUUUCGUUAUCCAAAUCAGGGUGGAGGUGAUCAUCAUUCUCAGUAUAAUAGUGGGUUUAGAGCACCAAGAGCCCAGCCUCAGGAUAGUAGAGCUCAGUCAGCUCCAUCAUAUCCUCCUUGUAGAUUAUGUGGUCAGGUGCACCAUGGUGUUUGUGAAGAAAGGAGGAAUACGUGUUUUAAAUGUGGGCAGAUUAGUCAUUUGCAGAGGAAUUAUCCUUUUAGGGUUUCUUCUAGGGCAAAUAAGAUUCAUGUUGCUAUCCCAUCAACUCCUGCACCAAAAGGUGCUGCUUCUGCUUCUGGCUCUGGCACUGGUCGGAACCAUCUGUAUGCUCUUGCCACCCACCAUGAUUCUGAAGCAUCCCCCAAUGUUGUUUUUGCGAUGAAAAAUUGA
Molecule: messenger RNA, 552 nt
Organism: Capsicum annuum
Lineage: Eukaryota; Viridiplantae; Streptophyta; Magnoliopsida; Solanales; Solanaceae
Exons: 3
Coding region: 1-552 (183 amino acids)
Source: RefSeq, a predicted model, not a curated record